This is a messenger RNA of Girardinichthys multiradiatus, 3059 nucleotides long. It is a transcript of the gene mrpl28, whose product is annotated as mitochondrial ribosomal protein L28. Gene Ontology annotation, molecular function: structural constituent of ribosome. The transcript is spliced from 6 exons. Gene Ontology annotation, cellular component: mitochondrial large ribosomal subunit. NCBI's taxonomy places the organism in Eukaryota, Metazoa, Chordata, Actinopteri, Cyprinodontiformes, Goodeidae. The coding region runs from base 183 to 938 and encodes 251 amino acids. The record is from RefSeq and is a predicted model, not a curated record.
UCAACAGUAGGUGGCAGCACUGAAUUUGGCUAUGCACCUAUCCAGAGAAGAAGAAUCAGUAGUUGCACGAUGUCCUUGCUGGUUUGAAUAAAAAGGCGAAUUAAAAACUUUUGCCGCUGUCAAUAGUAGAGCUGUCUGCCCUACUAGUUCCCGAUUUAACUGUCAAAGGAAAUUUGUACAUCAUGCCUCUUCAUAAAUACCCCCCUAAAUUGUGGGAGGCUUUGAAGCUAAAGCAGGGGAUCUAUGCCCGUCUCCCUAAACACUAUCUAAAGUCCCUUGAACAAAAAGAGCCGACACCCGUUCACUGGAGGCCCCUUGGAGUCCAGUACAGAGCAAACCCCAAGACUGGGCUGAAGGAGCGGGUGCAGGAUGUCCCAAUCCCCAUCUACUACCCUCCACAGUCCCAGGAUGGUCUGUGGGGUGGAGAGGGCUGGAUCACUGGCUAUAGAUAUGCCAACAAUGACAAAAUGUCCAACCGUCUGAAGAAAACCUGGAAACCACAGCUGCUAAAGAGAGAAUUCUACAGUGAGAUCCUGGAUCACAAGUUCUCCAUCACAGUGACGCCUCGCACUCUGGAGCUCAUCGAUGCUGCCUUUGGCUUUGACUUUUAUGUCCUGAAAACGCUGAAGGAGGACCUGAACUCUAAACUGGGGAUGGACCUGAAGAGGGCAAUGCUGCUCCGCCUGGCGCGCAGAGACAAAGAGCUUUACCCCAACGACCCGGUCAAAAGAGAUGCCAUCUACAGCAAGUACAAGCAGUUUGAGAUCCCAGAGGAGGAGGCAGAGUGGGUGGGUCUGACUCUGGAGGAGGCCGUGGAGAAACAGAGGCUGCUGGAGCACAAGGAGCCGGAGCCUCUGUUUAAGGUCUUGUUGGAGGAGCUUGUACAGGAGCUCCAGAUGAAGAAACUUUCAGAGCCACAUAUUACAGAGAAGAAAUGAUCUUCUGAACUGGACAGAAACUGAAGCCUAAAGUAGGUUUAACUGCCAAGAUUAUUCAGACGAGGAUGAGCGUUUGAGUCGUGAUGCUUCAGCGGUGAAAGCACACCCAGGAGAAGUUCGGCCAGACUGAAUUACCACCGAGGAUAAAGUCAUGAGGGAAUAAUGUUUGUUUAUUUUAGCCACGUUUUAUUUGUCCCAUUUAGGAGUCCGGCAUAAAACACUUCAGGGAUUGUAGGAAGAGACACGUUGUAAAUACUCCCAACUAGCAGAGAUAUCACCACAUAUGUCUAUCUUAUUAAAUAAAGUCUUCUUUUUUUUUUUUACCAGAACCUGUUUUAAGUUAAUGCUUAUUUUAACCUAUCCAUAAAUAAGCUCUCUGAUUUAGCGGUUCAUUCACUGUUCUGAUUUAAAGCCUAACGAUCAAAAACGUGAUGAUACCUUGAGGUAAUUAAUAUUUCUUAUUGUCUGUUUAGAUAACAGGAAGCCGAGUGCAGCUUAGCUUUGAUUAGAUCCUGCAGACAUAUGGCAACAAUUAGGAAACCAGAGCCUGCUUCAUAGAUCUGAAAACUUAUUAAAAUACAUUGUUUUUAAACCAAUACAUAAAAAACAAAAUUAGAUGUUUUAGGUGUGGGUUAUUCACCAAACUGCACCUAUGGACAUGAAAACGUUUUUUAACAUUGUUGCAGUGGAAGAUGUCCACAAAAUUAUAAAACGAAAUCCAACACCAUGCCUUGUUAUGAUGGACCAAACACAACUCAAAGAUCAUACAGGGUAAAAUACAUAUGUUGAUAUGUGUCGUACAAAUGAUGACUUGCAUUAACAAUCAAAUUUUAAUAUCCCGGACUUGACUCCGAAGCGCUCUUCCCUAGAAAACGUUUUUAUGUCCACUUGAACCUGUUCACAUUAUACCCACAAGCUUCGAUGUACUUUUUUGGGAUUUAAUGUGAUAAAUUAGCAAACAGUUGUGAGGUGGAAGAAAAACAAAAGAAAAUGUGGUGUGCGUUUGUAUUCAUCCCCAUUUUGCCUAAUAGCUCAAUCAUGCAGUCAACUACCUUCUUAAAAGUCACCCAAUUAAUAAUCAGGAAGACCAAGAAACACAGCAGACAGGUCAGGGAUGAAGGUGUAAAGAAGAUGAUAAAACCUUAUCUCAAGCGACAACUGCAGACAUGCUGCCCAUGACUGUCCACCUAACGAAAGACCAGGUUCUGAUUUUAUAUAUCAUUGAGAUAGCCAAGAGGCUCAUGGUAACUCUGGAAGAGCUGCAGAGAUCUACAGCUCAGGUAGAAGAAUCUGUUGACAGGACAACUGUUAGUCACACACUCAAAAUAUCUGACUUUUAUAUGAGUGCAUUAGGAAAAAAGUCUAAAGAAGUCCUACUUAAAGAUUUGCCGCAAGCCACAAAGGAAGCAGGACAAGCAUGAGGAAGAAAGUCCUCUGGUCAAAUUAAGCUACAAUUUUAAGCUUUUCCCCUACAUGGUAUGUGUGGCAGGGAAACUACCACUGUAAACCACCCUGAACACACCAUCCCCAUGGUGAAAUGUGGCAGUAUCCUCCUGUGGCAACUGACUGGUUGGUGAGAAGUUGGAUGGAGCUAGAUACAGGGCAAUACUGGAAGAAAACCAGUUAGAGGCUACAAAAAACUCAACUGGGAGAGAGGUUCAGCUUCCAGCAGGACCAGAACACUAAACCUACAGCCAGAGCUACAGUGGAACAGUUUAGAUCAAAGCAAAUUCAUACUUUGGACUGGCCUAGUCAAAGACCAGAAUCCAAUUAAGAAUAUGUGGCCAGAUGUGAAAAGUGAUAUUCACAGAUGCUCUCCAUCCAAUCUGACUGAGCUUGAAUGACUUUGCAAAGAAGAUGAAGAGGCAAAAUGAUCAGUUUCUACAUGUAUAAAGCUAGUAGAGAUACCCCAAAAAAGUUGUACAGCAAACUAUAGAUUGAUGAGAGACUGAAUAUAAAUGUUCUCCCCAUUUUAGAUCAUUUGCAAAAGUACUGUAAAAGCAAUGUGUCAUUUUCCUUCCUCUUCCACAGUAUGCACUGGUUUGAGUUGGUCUAACACAUACAAUCCUAAUAAAAUAAACUGAAGUCUGUAGUUUUGAUGCCACAAAAUGUAAAACAAAA